Talaromyces atroroseus is the source of this 2232-nucleotide messenger RNA. RefSeq lists its product as hypothetical. The record is from RefSeq and is a predicted model, not a curated record. Bases 1 to 2232 code for a protein of 743 amino acids. Gene Ontology annotation, molecular function: protein binding. Lineage: Eukaryota; Fungi; Ascomycota; Eurotiomycetes; Eurotiales; Trichocomaceae. The transcript has 3 exons.
AUGGCCUGGCAGUCUCCAUCUGCCAUGGCUGGGAAUGGAGGACUCGGCGGUGCGCCGGGGGAGGCGAUUGCGAAUCAUCCUCACCCACAAGGCACCGAGUACACUUUGCAAGGAGUGAUGCGCUUUCUUCAGACUGAAUGGCACCGCCAUGAGCGAGAUCGUAACGCAUGGGAAAUUGAACGUGCAGAGAUGAAGUCUCGCAUUGGUCGACUCGAGGGUGAUAUACGGACCAGCAAGCGACUACAUGAGUCCCUCGGAAAGCAUGUUAAAAUGCUGGAGCUGGCGUUGAAAAAGGAGCGCGAGGUAGUUCGCAGCCUACGCAAUGGGGAGAAAGUAGAUGAAAUUCGCGACCCCAAAGAGAUCGCAAAGGAAAGCCUUAAAAGUCUUGCUAACUCUAAAAAAGCCCCGAAUGCCUUCCUAGACACUGAGCUGGAUAAUGAUCCCAUCCACCCCGACUUCCGGCAGGAUGCAGAACGCGAAAAGUCUCGUGUAUACUUGAGCAAAUGUGCACAAGAGGUCUCCUAUCACGUUAUACCCGUUUCGCACCCGCCUCUAGAGCUCACUGGCCAGGAUUUGCAAGGCAAUUUGUACGGAGACCAGCAGCUCCCACAGCAAAGUCUCGAGGAGGCAUAUCAUCAGCAGAGGCAAAAGCAACAGCAGCAGCAGCAGCAACAACAACAACAACAACAAAACAAUAUGAUGGUUCGGGAAGUUGCAAUGCAAAAUCACCAGUCUAUACCGGCAGGCUAUGCGGAGAACAACCGAACAAAUAUUCCAACUGAACAAGCAGACCGCCGAAACUUCAUGUCCCAACCUUCAUCAAAUGCAAUUGAUACUCGCGACUUCGCGUCAGAGGAUAUAAUGAACAACAAGGAUCGCGCAGACGAGUCCAGCCUAUCGCGUUUGGCAAUGGCAAGCAAUUCGGGCGAAAGUGCCCGGCAGCAACAAGCCCAGGAUACUCCUGCAGAGACCGGUGGUUGGAACUUCGAAGAGCCUGCUGCAACUCCUGAUGUACACGCUGAAGCGGUGCCGCAUCAUCGGCCAGACACCGAUGCAUUUCCCAAAGCUAAUUUCGUGCCCACCAAGUCGCCUCCACGUGGUUCUCAUCGCCGCAAGAGCUCAGGAGCAACGAGACGAAAGAGUGAAGGCGCUAUAGACAGUCGAGAGGCGGGUUUUUUACAACAAAAUGUUGACUCAACAUUCAAAGUGCGGUUUGCUCUUCGUGGUCAUCUCGACGUUGUGCGAUCGGUUAUUUUUACUGGUGGCGGUAGUCCAUCCGAACCUGAGAUAUGCACUGGCAGUGACGACGGAACGAUUAAACGCUGGAUAUUACCUGCCUCUUACGGUAGCUUUGGGCCCGGUGCAGGCAAUGACUUGGACAUUACGAGCUAUUUCACACAUCGAGGACACGUUGGCGCUGUUACCUCUCUCGCCGCGUGCCCUGCCUCCCCCACUUUCUCUAAUGGCGGUCGAGCAUUGGGCGAUGGAUGGGUCUUUUCUGGUGGACAAGACGCCAGCAUUCGUGUCUGGGAGCGUGGCCGAGUUGAUCCUAAAGCCACCCUUGAUGGACACACGGAUACCGUCUGGGGACUUUGCAUAUUGCCUGGAACCUCAGGGUCCGUGUUCGGUGAUCUCAGCAGCAAUUACGGUGGUUCCGAUCGCAUUCUGCUGGCGUCUGGCGGCGCUGAUGGCCGCAUUAUUAUUUGGGCAGUGAGUGCACCGCCACAAGUCACUUCACCUCAACCAGGAGGUCGACGAGGUGCAGGUGGCCGACGAGCCAACUCCAUUUCGUCCGGGUCCAACUUCCCGUCCUCUCCACAGCCUCACACGACUACGAGUACAGUAUUUCACUAUACAAUCGUCCAUCAUAUUGUCCGAACAGAAUCGCCUUCCCCGACCUGCAUUAGCCCCUUGUCUCUUGCUGGAGUAAACUUUGUGGUUUCCUAUGCGGAUGCUUCAAUUCUCAUCUAUGACACUCGGACGGGCGAGGAAGUUGUCGGCAUGGCCAGCUUGGAAACAUAUGAUGGAACUCCUUCGACAGGAGUUAAUUCCGUAGUGACGUCGACCAUUGGAUUUGAUGGAACAGCGAGUCUGGAUCCAAAUCGCGCAUUGACCGAGGAAGAGGCUGUCGUACACGGCGCUACAGGGACAAGUGGCGGAGUAGAGGGCGUUAUAAUAAGUGGUUAUGAGGACCGAUAUAUACGAUUUUUCGAUGCAAACAGCGGUAAGUGA